UUUGAUCGAAUAUGCUUCGACUGGACUUCUCAUAUUUGGAUUCACGUUCUUUUAUGGAGGAAUGACUGUAAAAUUAUGGGGCGUGUAUAAGUUAUUUAGCCAGCAAAGGACGCUUGACGAUAAUACUUCGAUAAGGACGAUAACCAUAAUGAUUGAAUGUGAAUCUACAUACAAGAACUACUUUCUAAUUGCCACACUAUGCUACAAGGGCAUUGUGUUAUUGCUGGGUGGAUUCAUAGUUUGGCCAGCACUGUAUAUGUCAAUGAAGAAAGGAUUUUCUCACUUUUCCGGUUUUACGUUAGCUGUCUUUAUGAGUAUUUUGUCCAGCAUUGUAAUGGCUAUCAUCUCGUUCUUGAUCCCAACUGAACCGAAUGCCUUGUUCGCCAUAACUGGAUGUCUGAUAUUAUUCACAACAAUUCUGACCACUCUACUGAUUUAUAUCUCAAAGAUCAUUGUCAUUGCAAAGGGAGGAGAUCCACUUUCCAUGAAGUUCUUUUCCCCAAUCGGUGCAGCAUUUGGUUUCUUGGACAACGUCGCGGGAGAAGGCCAAAUGCCAGAAUUGGGUGCGGAUAACUCGGUCAACAUGCCUGAAGUUGCUCUUACUGCCGAGAAGACUGAACUAAGUGACAACAAGUCUGUUUUGCAUGAUGCUGACCACAACCACGACAAGAUCGGCCUUGCUAAUCUCGGUGGUCUGAAAUGAAUCGACUGAUGAUGUUUGAAUUGACCAAGCCCCUGCUUAUGCAUGGAUACACUGUUAAAAAUGUUCAUAACUAAAUUCACCAAACUCACUGGUCCCCACCCUGUUAUAAAGAGGUGGAAGAACUUCCGGCGGCCGAGUUUUCCUUUUCUCCCCAAGAAAGUUGUCGAUUUGUAUUCAAAUAUUUUACCUAUAUGUUAAUAGUAACAUCCGAUUACUGAAAAACUAAUCAUUCACGAACAAAUA
Owenia fusiformis is the source of this 946-nucleotide messenger RNA. The record is from the annotation of a GenBank genome assembly. NCBI's taxonomy places the organism in Eukaryota, Metazoa, Annelida, Polychaeta, Sabellida, Oweniidae.